Molecule: messenger RNA, 2100 nt
Organism: Fusarium keratoplasticum
Lineage: Eukaryota; Fungi; Ascomycota; Sordariomycetes; Hypocreales; Nectriaceae
Product: Glyco-transf-28 domain-containing protein
Exons: 3
Coding region: 1-2100 (699 amino acids)
Biological process (GO): carbohydrate metabolic process
Molecular function (GO): UDP-glycosyltransferase activity; hexosyltransferase activity
Source: RefSeq, a predicted model, not a curated record
AUGGAGAGUCCAGCCCUCGAGCGCUCAGGUGGGGAUGCCCUCGCCAACAUGCCCAAACUCAACAUCGUCAUCAUGGGCUUUGGCAGCCGAGGCGACCUCGAACCAACUCUAGAAAUCGCCAAAGUCUUGCAAUUUCAUCACGGCCAUCGCGUAAGAUACGUCACUCACGAGCGCCAUCGCCCCCUUGUCCAGGCCGCGGGCAUAGAGUUCUACUCUCUGGGACGUGCCGACCCGAGAGAGAUGAUAUUCCGGAGAAGCCUUGGCGCAGCAGGAAUGCGCAAGCUUUUGCCCCAGAUUCAGGAUGAGUUCUUUGAGAUGGGUCAACGGUUUUGGGGGGCUUGUAUUGAUGAUCCUGCUGGCAUGCCUGAGGGGACGGAGCCGGAGCCGUUUGUUGCGGAUGCCAUCAUUGCGACUAUGACGACCUUUGUCCACAGCUCUGCUGCCGCCAGAAUGGGUAUUCCUAUCCAUCUUCAGGCGAAUAAUCCUCGAAUAUACUCAAAGUACCUGCCACAUUCACAAGCGGAGAGCUCUGCGACAAGCGAUUCGGUUGUCAGGAAUGUGCUCUCAUGGUGGUUGAAGGACCUGGCUUUUCUUCUUAUGCUGAAUUCUGGCUUCAACCGACUUCGUGUUGAUACCAUGGGCCUUGAAACAUUCUCUCCCAUAUGGUGGACCAGCCAAUUCUUUCGUUUUCGACUGGCUUGCACCAACCUUUGGUCUCCACAUCUCCUCCCAAGCCCUGCCGAUUGGGGUGAUGAAAUUGACACCGCUGGCUUCGUCUUUGCAGACCCGGAACCGUACACUCCGCCCGUUGAGUUGACCAAAUGGCUCCAGAGCGGAGACGAGCCAAUAUAUGUCGGCUUUGGGAGCAUGUCAUUUCCAAACACGGAACAAGUUCUCCAAGCUGUUUUUGGUGGCAUCACCAAAUCUGGACGUCGUGUCAUCUUUGCAAAGGGCUGGUGUGGUAUAGACCCUGGCCUAUUUCAGAGAGAUGGCAUCUUUAUCGUUGACGAGAUACCACACCACUGGCUAUUCCCUAGAGUCGCAGCCGUCGUGAUUCACAUGGGAGCCGGAACGUUCUCACUGGCCCUCAAGUUGGGAAAGCCCAUUAUCAUGAUUCCCAUUGCUGGAGAUCAGCCGUUUUGGUCCCACCGCGUGUUCCAAGCCGGGUGUAGUCCAGAGCCGAUCCCUCUCGAAGGCAUCACUUCAGAUCUGGUCGCUACGAGAGUUCAAGAAGCACUCUCACCUGAGAUUGGACAAAGUGUCAAGCUGAUGGCAGACAAGAUAUCCAAAGAAGAGCCGGGUCAAUUCAGAUUUGCUAGAUCUGCUUUGAACACCUUUCAACAGGCGUAUGUUGAUGGACGGUGCGAUCUCCUGCCUGACCGUGUAGCGGUCUGGAAGUACAAGCCAUCUGGGCUCAAACUGUCGGUAAUGGCUGCGAGCAUUCUUCUUAUCGAUGGCCUGAUUCAGCAGACAGACCUGAGCUUGAUACGACACGUCGAAUUACCAGAUCUUAAAGGCCCUGGAGAUCCCCUCUCGGGGAUUUUCAGUGGAGUCGCCCUGCUCGGGGGCCGAUUUUUGUCUCUUUUCAAGGCAUUACGAGGCCUGGUAACUACCCAAGGAGCCGUGGAACUGAUGAAGCAAGUGGGUCAUGUUGCUGAAGCACCUGUCGGUUUUCUACACCAAGCCUCUUACGGGCUUUAUAACCUCGUAGAAUAUCUCACGUUCAAACUCGGCGGUGUUCAUCGCCAACAGUUUGACAGCAACCUCUGGUCCUACUCUUAUCCAGAGAUGCUGUCAUUGCUGCUUCUGGCGCCAAUCAAAGAGAUCAGUCCCUGGAGAAAUACUUUCAUGACGCUGCUCCUGUCACCUGUCAGGUUCACACUUGCCACAGCCAAUGUGCCCAUUGGAUUUCUAGCCUUCACCUUAAGGCUGAUCGACAGAAGGAUUGAACAGUCGUUGGGCUAUCGCCCCAAGGAGGAUACAGUGUACAAUGCGAGAAUGAGGCAGGGCCGUCAAGAGAUGGGACUUGCACCCGCUGAGCUGCAUGGCCGAGUGGUGCAGUCCUGGAGGAAAGUGAACGGGCCAAAUCUGGCGAAGUGA